GAUAAGAAUGGGAUGUUGCCAGGAUGAGCCUAGAUACCCAUUGCUCCCAUAAUCCUUUUUUCUCUACCUCGAUUUCUCACAUUAACACCAGAAGGUCUGUUCAAAAUGACAUGGGUAUGUGGAGCUGGCACCGGCAUUCGUCUGCCCAAUCUGAAGACCCAUCCCAGACAAUCUUCUUCACCGCUUCCUAAAGCAACAUUUCCUCUUCAAAUUCAUUGCAAAACAUCAAACACGGUGACAAAACCACCUUGUUAUCCCUCUGUUCAACCCAUUUCAAGCAUAUCCAGAAGGCAUGUAGCAGUAGUUCCACUCGUAGGUUUAUCACUUCUUCUAAAUUUUUCCCAACCAGCCCACGCCAAAGACAUCCCAUUUUUUGGGAUUAAAAAGCUGAAGAAAGUGGAAGAAGAAGUGGUAAAGGAGGCCCAAGAAUUGGUGAUCGAAGGAGAGAAGGGAGCAGAGAAAGUUGCAGAAGAAGUGAAGGAAAUUGCUCAAGAGCUGGAGUCAGAAGCCUCAUUGUUUGAAAGGCCUGGGGCAGCUGUGCAGGCUGGAGUAGUUGCGGGAGCAGAACUUGUAGGUGUAUUGGUGGCUUCUUCAGUUGUAAAUAGCAUUGUGGGUCCCGAGCCUUCCAAGUAAGCUUAAAUGGGUUAAUUGUAUUGUCUCGAUCAGCUACAUUUCAAGGGGGCUUAAACGGGAGUUUUCAGUGUACUUAUAUAAUAAUAGUAGCAUCAAGGGUUCUGCACCUUAAUAAAUAAAUUCAUCUUAUAUUCUUUUUCCCCUGCA
Molecule: messenger RNA, 780 nt
Organism: Cryptomeria japonica (Japanese cedar)
Lineage: Eukaryota; Viridiplantae; Streptophyta; Pinopsida; Cupressales; Cupressaceae
Exons: 1
Coding region: 106-633 (175 amino acids)
Cellular component (GO): chloroplast thylakoid
Source: RefSeq, a predicted model, not a curated record